UAGGCCCUCCUUCCUCUGCCCUCUCCCCGCCUCUCUCACACACACCCCUAAACCCCACCCCCAGGCGCCUGUGGGGCCUCUCCUAGGUUAGGCUGCUCCAGGAAGUUUCCAUGAAAGCGCCUGAAACACUAAGUUACCUUUGCCAGGAGAACUCCAGCGAGAAAAUAGGCCUGCGCCCACUCAGGUGAGUUGCAGCCGAGAACUUUGGGCUCUGCUGGGAGGAGAAAGGGAAGUUGAGAAAAUCCUUGGACCUGGUGGCGUUGUCUCUUCCUCAUGGCUUCACCCAGCCGCCCCGGCAGUGACUGCUCCCGUAUCAUCGAUCACAGCCAUGUCCCCGGGUUUGAGGUGGCCACCUGGCUGAAAAUCACGCUCAUCCUGGUGUACGUCGUCAUCUUUGUGGUGGGCAUCCUGGGGAAUAGCAUCACCAUUCGGGUCACCCAGGUGCUGCAGAAGAAAGGCUACCUGCAGAAGCAGGUGACGGACCACAUGGUGAGUUUGGCUUGCUCAGACAUCUUGGUGUUCCUCAUCGGCAUGCCCAUGGAGUUCUACAGCAUCAUCUGGAAGCCCUGGACCACGCCCAGCUACUCCCUGUCCUGUAAGCUUUACACUUUCCUCUUCGAGACCUGCAGCUACGCCACGCUGCUGCACGUGCUGACGCUCAGCUUUGAGCGCUACGUCGCCAUUUGUCACCCCUUCCGGUAUAAGGCCGUGUCCGGACCCUGCCGGGUGAAACUGCUUAUUGGCUUCGUCUGGAUCACCUCCGCCCUGGUGGCAUUGCCCGUGCUUUUUGCCAUGGGUACCGAGUACCCUCUGGUGGACGUGCCUAACCACCGGGGUCUCACUUGCAACCGCUCGCGCACCCGCCACCACGAGCACCCCGAGGACUCCAACAUGUCCAUCUGCACCAACCUCUCCAGCCGCUGGACUGUGUUUCAGUCCAGCAUCUUCAGCGCCUUCGUCGUCUACCUCGUGGUGCUCUUGUCCGUCGCCUUCAUGUGCUGGAACAUGAUGCAGGUGCUCAUGAGGAGCAAGGCCGGGUCGCGGGCCGACAGCGGGAGGCAGCUGCAGCUGAGAAAGACCGAGAGUGAGGAAAGCAGGACCGCCAGGAGGCAAACCAUCAUCUUCCUGAGGCUGAUCGUUGUGACCUUGGCCGUUUGCUGGAUGCCCAACCAGAUUCGGAGGAUCAUGGCUGCGGCCAAACCCAAGCACGACUGGACGCAGGCCUACUUCCGGGCGUACAUGAUCCUCCUCCCCUUCUCGGACACGUUCUUCUACCUCAGCUCGGUCAUCAACCCGCUGCUGUACAACGUGUCGUCGCAGCAGUUCCGCAGGGUGUUCGCGCAGGUGCUGCGCUGCCGCCUGGCGCUGCCGCACGCCAACCACGAGAGGCGCCUGCGCGCGCUCGCCAGCUCCAGCGCCUCCAGCGGCCCCGGCGCGCGCUCCGCCCGCCGCCCGCUCAUCUUCGCCGCCUCCCUGCGCCGCUCCUCCGCCAGGAGAACUGACAAGGUUUUCCUAAGCACGUUUCAGAGCGAGGCCAAACCGGAGUCCAAGCCCCAGCAACUGGGCCUCGAUUCGCCAGAUCCCAGCUCGGAGACGAAACCGGCCAACUCUGCCCCAGAGAACGGUUUUCAGGAGCAAGAAGUUUGAAUGUGGAGGAAGGAGGC
Propithecus coquereli (Coquerel's sifaka) is the source of this 1664-nucleotide messenger RNA. It is a transcript of the gene GPR39, whose product is annotated as G protein-coupled receptor 39. Bases 274 to 1647 code for a protein of 457 amino acids. The record is from RefSeq and is a predicted model, not a curated record. Gene Ontology annotation, molecular function: G protein-coupled receptor activity. Lineage: Eukaryota; Metazoa; Chordata; Mammalia; Primates; Indriidae. Gene Ontology annotation, biological process: G protein-coupled receptor signaling pathway. The transcript has 2 exons. Gene Ontology annotation, cellular component: membrane.